UUAUAAGUCCGAAGCUUUCAAAUGGAUGGCGAAGGUUUCUUAAUAGAAGAGCUCUCUAGCAAUGAUGUACCCGAAUCCGAGUUGUCCGAAUUUCAAGAAACGCAACCAAUAAAAGUUCUGGAUAUAAUUACACCAACGGAUAACUCCAAGUCAACGACCACAAAAGAAAUUAGUGGAAAUGGUGGUGUUGCGUUGCAGCAGCAGGCAACUACUUACAGUGCUAUUGGCGGCGAAGGUGAAGCUGCAUUGAUAAAGCGUUUCGUGCGCGGUGAAGUAGAAUUCCCAGACUAUUAUACAAAACUUGAGCCGGGCGAAGAGGAAGAUGAUGAUGUCGAUGAAGUGGAGUUGAAGGCGAUAGAGCAUCAAAAAUAUGAUGCAAAUGUGCAACACUCAACAUUGCAGCAAGCGGCACAGGAAGGCCGCAUCAAUACCACAGGCAGUAUUGAAGGCAGACUAGUUGAUACAAGUCUAAAUGAGCCAAGUUGGCGCAGUGGUGCUGGCGGUAGCUGCACCAGCGGAUCUCGUCGUCGCACCGUACUCAAUGCAGCGCUACAAGGUCUCAUGGGUGAGGCGAAUUUGAGUUUUGCACGUGGUCAGAUUGAUAUCGCGGAGAAGAUUUGCUUAGAGAUUAUAAGACAAAAUCCAUUGGCAGCUGAGCCUUUUUUUACAUUAGCCGAAAUCUAUGAGACUCGCAAUACGGAAAAGCAUUUAUACUUUCUAACGCUUGCGGCACAUUUGAACCCACAUGAUCGUGAUCAGUGGAUACGGAUAGCGGAAUUGCAUAUAGCCCAGGGUAAUUUACAACGUGCGCGUAUAUUUUAUACGAAAGCUAUAAAGGCCAUGCCAAGAGAUUAUGAUUUGCGUUUGCGUAAAGCACAUCUUCUAGAAUUGAUGGGUGAGACGCAUCUUUCAAUGUUGACGUACUUGAAAAUGAUACCACAUGUACCGCGAAGCGAGGCUGAUCUAUGUCUGUUGACAGCCAAAAAUGUCGCACGGCAUUUCCACGGUAUCUCCAAGCAUGCCAUUGCACUGGAAGCGAUGGAAGGUGCUUAUCAAGUGUGUGGCGAUCAUUUCACGCUCGAAGAUCUCAACCUUUAUAUGGAUUUACUGAUUUUUAAUAAAGCAUACGCUCAAGUAUUGCGGUGUUUACGUGCACGCACCUCACUUGCAUUGCAAACGGAGCAGGAGAGCAAUUCGGAGUUGAUUUUCUUCUGUGUCAUACCGGAUGACUUUGUACCGGACUUUCGUGCAAAGCUCUGUGUGAGCCUGAUACACCUGCACGCACAUCAUCUGCUUGGCUAUCUUAUACAGAAUGUACAUGAGCAUAUUCCAUUAACUGAUGACCGUUUGGACUUGUAUAUUGAUAUUGGCGAGGCGCUUAUGCAAGAGCAUAAAUAUGCGGAAGCUAUUGAGUUGCUACGCCCCAUAACAGAUGGCGAUACUAUUGAGUGUCCCGCAUUUGUUUGGUUGCGGCAGGCUGAGUGUUUACGCAACUUGAAUCGCACAAAUGAGGCAAUCGAAAGUUACACCCGCGUCGUGGAGCUGGCGCCAUUUUGUUAUGAAGCAAAAUUUACAUUGUCAGCGCUGCUAAAACAGCAGGGACGUCACAUAGAAGCGGUCAAAGCACUUGAGCAAUCUGGUGAAGGCGAAGGACAACCCCUAAAUGCGCGGCUACUCUACGAACGCUGUGUGAUGUUACAGCAAAUUGGAGAAAUCGACGAAUUUCUUGAAGUGGGCUAUGUACUAUUGUCGAGGCAUUCGAUUAAGCUGCGGAAUCGGGAAGAAAUGCUAGCAGCGGCUAAUGGUGGGAGUUUCUACAAUGCCGAGGGGCUAAAAGUUAUACUACAAAUGCGUAACAUAACAGAGGAUACCGACAAAGCAUUGCAGGAGUAUAUGAAGAUACCGCAAGAGAAUAGCGACCUCACAAUACAAGAUGAAUACCGACUCUUUCUUGAAUUAAUAAGCGUAGCUUUCGAUCAUCGCAAAUUUAGUUGUAUUGAGCGCCUCUGCUUUGGCAUGGUCACUACGAAACGUUUCACCGCCUAUCAUAUCGAACUAGAGCGCAUCAUAAUACUAGCCUGUUACUUCAAUGAUAAUUGCGCCAUUUCAUUCUCAUAUCUGCGUGAGCUGAUUUCCAAGAAUGCAAGCAAUAUGGCACUUUGGAACUUACUCUCUUUACUGGUGCAAAAGGGUCAAGAUUUGCGUUAUCAUCGUUACGUGCGUAGACUGGUGCAGCGACAGCCCACCGAACGUCAAUUACGCAUCUUCCUCGCUCACUAUCAUCUCUUUUGCUGCUCCUAUAAAUAUGCAUUAAACAUUUAUGUGCCACUCUUCAAGGAGCAACCGUCGCCCAUACUGGCGCUCUGCAUAGCUGUCAUCUUCAAUCAGAUGUCGUUGCAGCGCAAAGUAUUGCGCAAAACAUCUGCUGUGUCACAGUCAAUUGCCUUCGUCCAAAAGUAUGCCAUACUACGCGCUGGUGAAAGUUGGAAUGUUGGUAUUACCUCCACGAGCUCUGAAGGUGAUGACUCCCAACCAUCGUCCACUGGGCAAUGUAGUGCCGCCGAGCAAGAAAUUUGUUACAAUUUUGGACGUAUUUAUCAGCAAGCGGGUAUGGCACACCUUGCAGUGGAGUACUACGAGCGUGGCUUGGCGGUACGACAUCCUCUCAUCGAAGAGAACGAAGAGUAUUUGGGCUUGCAACAAGAGAUUGCUUACAAUUUGCAUUUGAUUUACAAGGCGGCAGGAAAUUUGCGCAAAGCACGCCAGUAUCUCUAUGAAUAUUGCGUUGUGUGAAGUGUAUGAUGAAAUUGAAUGGAAGUGCGAGAAUAUAAUUUUUAUAAAUAAAAAAAAAAAUAUAUAUCUACAUAAGUAUAUCCGGCUAGAGUUUGUCACAGCAUUCCUUAAGAUCACAAUGCAGAUUUCGAAAAUCGGUCCAGUUAAUUAAU
Messenger RNA from Rhagoletis pomonella (apple maggot), 2945 nucleotides. RefSeq names its product general transcription factor 3C polypeptide 3. NCBI's taxonomy places the organism in Eukaryota, Metazoa, Arthropoda, Insecta, Diptera, Tephritidae. Gene Ontology annotation, cellular component: transcription factor TFIIIC complex. The record is from RefSeq and is a predicted model, not a curated record. The transcript is spliced from 3 exons. Gene Ontology annotation, biological process: transcription by RNA polymerase III. The coding region runs from base 22 to 2793 and encodes 923 amino acids. Gene Ontology annotation, molecular function: protein binding.